GAAGAAGAAGACCUCACAGCCGGGGUACCGGCUGUUGGUGCAGCGUGAUUGGUCAACCCCACGUGACUCCCAUGCGUCUCACAAAACGUGCGACCCAAUUGGUCUAUCCGUCACAAGCCCUCAGACAGCUGGACUUCUCGUAUUCGUGACGACGCUGAAUUGAAGAAGCCUAAAAAGGUCUUUAAACUCUACUGCUAUCAUGAUCAACUGGAAGGCCCUGGACAACGUGCCCCUCCUCUUCUACAUCCUGGCGCUGAAGACCCUGGUGCUCUGCCUGGGCUUCGCUGCCGUCAAGAUCUACCAGAGCAAGAAGGAGGAGAAGGCCCUGAAGCUCCAGCAGGAGGAACGGCGCAGGCUGGCCCAGAAGACCCAGGAGCUCAUCGACAACAAGAAGGACGACUGAGGGAGGAAGCGGAACGUUAACGGAGCCACUCUUGGGGGCCGGAGCCGUUAACAGUGGCACCCGCCUAGGAUCCAUACUCCAGCGAUCCGCUGCAGACCUGAGAUCAAGCCCAAGUCUUUCGACAGAUGUGGAUCAGUUAGCUUUCUUCUGGAUUGUUCUAGAACCAGUCAAGGAACGUUUCGACAUUUCGUUUCGACACCACUUUAAGAAGGACCAAAACACUUUAUUUUGGGCCUUUCUUAAAGUUCGACCAUCAACCGCUGAACAGCGGUUUUUCGCGAUGAAGGCAUUUACGGUUUUAAGAACGAUUUUAAAAAAGAAAACGAUCGGAGAACGGUUUUGUCGUGAUGUCUGCCUUCCUUAAAGUUGCGUCUGGAAUGGGCAACGUUUUAUAAAAAGGGAUAAUUUUAACAAGUUAUCUUGCAUGCAUGUGUGCGUUCUCUGGAAACAGCAGUGCAUCGAUUUCCUGUUGCUGGUUUUGAUACUGUAAAUACUUAUUUUGUGAAAAUAGGAUUAUAAGCUUUCAAAAUGUGUGUUGUACUGGUUGAUUACUUUUUUCUUAGGUUUGCUACAAACAUUAAUAUAACCCAGUAUGCAUGUGCAAAAUUUUGUAUUUUGCAUAUUGUUGCAUCAAUAACUUCACCUCUAAAAUGUUGUUUGUCAUCUUCACUGUGGGUUUAGACCCUAAACUGUUGCCAAGUGUUCUCCCAUUUGUCAAUAAAAAAACUAUAGUUUAGUAAA
This is a messenger RNA of Gadus morhua (Atlantic cod), 1144 nucleotides long. It is a transcript of the gene smim11, whose product is annotated as small integral membrane protein 11. Bases 200 to 403 code for a protein of 67 amino acids. The record is from RefSeq and is a predicted model, not a curated record. The transcript is spliced from 3 exons. Lineage: Eukaryota; Metazoa; Chordata; Actinopteri; Gadiformes; Gadidae.